CCGCGCCGCGCGGUAUAUAGCGCCUCCCGCCGGCUGCAGGGCCAUUCAUUCGUCGCAGCUGCCAUCUCGCACGGUCACGCCGAACGGUCUCGCCAUGCUCGCUGCCACCAGAUGUUUGCCCGGCCGCGGCCCGCGCAUGCUCGAGUGCGGGCGUGCUUUGGCUGACGGCACGCACUCGGCCGCCGGGGCGCAGCGCGCUUGCACGGGGAAGACUUCCGCCCCGCAGCCUACUCUAACGAGCUCUGCGUUUGUGUUUCCAGAAGCAGGUGGCGGCGAGUCAGCCGACGCGAGGCAUCCACACUACGCCGCCUCUGAUGCGCUGAGCCUCGACCUUCGCCGGCCGUCUAAACUUCAGGAUUCAUAA
This is a messenger RNA of Gryllus bimaculatus (two-spotted cricket), 364 nucleotides long. The record is from the annotation of a GenBank genome assembly. Lineage: Eukaryota; Metazoa; Arthropoda; Insecta; Orthoptera; Gryllidae.